ACAUUAACAACUCCGCCACUGGGACUUGCCUCCGCCGUCUCCCUCUGCCUUCCUUCUUCCCUUCACGAGACGAUAGGGUUUCCUCUCCUCCCCAUUCCUUCCCUUCCUCUUCCUCCGAAUCCUGGUUUAUCCGUUCGGUAACUCCUCUUCGCCUCCGAUUUGAUCUAAACUCGCGAUCGCUGAAGCAAAUGGCGGAGAUGAAGCAUCGGGAUCUGUGAAUCCGUCGACGUUGGACUUGCAUCGGGAUCCGGGAGGCGAUGGCCGCGUUUUGGACUGAAGACGACCGGCAAACGGCGGUGGCGGUGCUCGGCCCUCAGGCUUUCGACUACCUCAACGCCCAGCACGCCGACUCCCCCGACGGCCAUCUCACUGCUAUCGGCGGCGGCGAUGACGACCUCCAGAACAAGCUCCAGGACGUCGUGGAGGACCCCGACUCCGCUUGGGCUUACGCCAUCUUUUGGCAGAUCUCGCGGUCGGGGACCGGGGAAAUCGUCCUGGGCUGGGGCGACGGCCACUGCCGUGAGGUUGGGGAUUCUGAGGAGGAGAGCGACGGCCUCCGGAGACGCCCCUUCGAUGGAGCGCACCAGAAGAUGCGGAAGCGAGUGCUGGAGCGGCUCCACGCGCUAUCCGGGGGGUCGGACGAUGAGAACUACGCGCUCCGGCUUAACCGUAUCACGGGUGCGGAGAUUUACUUCCUUGCGUCCAUGUACUUCUCGUUCCCCAUAGGGAAGGAUGCUCCAGGAAGGGCGCUUGCUUCGGAGAAGCACAUAUGGAUAUCUGAGGCAGAAUUGAGGUCUCCCGGAUGCUCCAAUUACUGCGUGCGAGCGUAUCUCGCGUGGUCGGCGGGGUUCCGCACCAUCGUCUUCGUGCCGUGUGAUGCGGGCGUUCUCGAAUUGGGAUCGGUGAAUGCGUUGUCAGAGAGUUACGAGGCGCUGCGGAUGAUCAGAUCCAUCUUCGGUCAGGGCUACGUGAAGGCGACUACGAUGGUCGGGGAGAAGACAGACGAAAACGUUGAUCCAGCUUUUGCCUCGCGCGCUGGUACAGGCAACCAGGUCGCCGAGUUCCCGAAGAUCUUUGGGAAGGAUUUGAACAUUAGCCGGUCCUACGUCAACGAAAGGAGCCCGAUCCCGAAGAGGGAUCUGGUUCCAAUUGGUAUAACAACAGAGCACGGCGAUCGCCAUCCAAAGAGCCACCCUUUCGACGACGGUGCUACUGUGUUUCAAUGGAAUCAAAUCGACUCCAUGAACUCUCUUCAGCAGAAAUUCUGCAAUGGAUCACCAUCUGUUCGACAAAUUGACGGAGUCACCGGUGAUGACCAGCGAUUCAAGCAACUCCAACAGAAGCAGCAGCAGCAACCGCCACUGCAAAAGCAGCACCAGCAAUUGCAUUCACGCCCGCCUCCACAGUCUAGCCAAAUUGAUUUAGGCACGGAGGCGUUGGCAAAUGCUCCUUUUACUAGCCUAUUGACCGACCGCGCUCGGGCAGCUGACUCCGAGCUCUCGGACGUCGAGCUUCCGGCUAAAGAAGACAAGGCAGGCGCAAUGGACGAGCGCAGACCAAGAAAGAGGGGUCGCAAACCGGCAAACGGCAGGGAAGAGCCGCUGAACCAUGUGGAAGCUGAACGCCAGAGAAGGGAGAAACUUAACCAGAAGUUUUACGCCCUGAGAGCCGUGGUGCCCAACAUCUCGAAGAUGGACAAGGCCUCCUUGCUCGGGGAUGCCAUAUCUUACAUCACUGAGCUCCAGAGGAAACUGAAGGAGAUGGAGGCAGAGAGGGAGGUGUGGGGUGAUCCAUCAUUCGCCCACGACAAACAAGAGGCUCAUUGGCCCGAGGUCGAUAUCCAAUCGGCUCAGGAUGAGGUAAUCGUCCAAGUUAGUUGUCCUCUGGAGAGGCACCCUGUUUCCAAGGUCAUUCAAGCUUUCAAAGAUUCACAGAUCAACGUGGUGGACUCCACGGUUUCUGCUUCCAGUGACAAUGUCCUCCACACUUUCGUGGUGAAGUCACCUGGAACCGGAACCGAGCAACUUACCAAGGAGAAGUUAAUGGCUGCUCUAGCUCAUGAGUCGAGUGCCACCUGACAUUCAAACUCUCUCUGGGGUCAAUACAUUGCAUAGCGAAGACGUAGUUUACUAGUUUGUGGCGCAUGAAUCAAUCGAUGUCAAUAUAGCUAAUACCAUCAUUUAACUAUGCAUAAUUCACGACUUGAUUGUGACGCCACUGGCAAUUUUCCUAGAGUUCCAAAAGACGGCAUGGCAGUGCUCUAGAUAUUUUACUUAUAUUUCUCAUUCUAGAUAUAUUUUUUUUCUCCAAGGUUUGGCUGCUGUAGAAAUCAAAAACAACUUUCUCUUCCAUGUACCAUUACUCUUGAUAGUUCCAACAUCAAUUCUGCACUGA
Messenger RNA from Zingiber officinale, 2394 nucleotides. RefSeq names its product transcription factor MTB1-like. Gene Ontology annotation, biological process: regulation of DNA-templated transcription. Bases 258 to 2078 code for a protein of 606 amino acids. Gene Ontology annotation, molecular function: transcription cis-regulatory region binding; protein dimerization activity; DNA-binding transcription factor activity. The record is from RefSeq and is a predicted model, not a curated record. The transcript has a single exon. Lineage: Eukaryota; Viridiplantae; Streptophyta; Magnoliopsida; Zingiberales; Zingiberaceae. Gene Ontology annotation, cellular component: nucleus.